AUGGAAAAGAAAGACGAAAAAGAUCCAUUGAAUUGUUGGGGUGAUAGGUUUUGAAAAAGACAUUUAUAUGGGCUUUGAUUUUUUAAAUGGUUUGUUGUAUAUCUGGUUGACAUGAUAGAAGAGAAAAUAUGAAUUCCUGAACUUUUUGUUAUUCUAGGGUCAUUAUACAUAACAAGUUUAACUGGAGUCAUAGCAGGAGCUUAUAAGCACAUUGGUCUUUGUUACCAUUUUAAUGAGGUAGUUUAUAUUUAGUCAAAAGUUAACGACUUGCCUUACUUACUGAAUUCAAAUAAUCUUUUUCCUGAAUAUUUUCAUUGAUUCUUUGUGUUGGCAUUUUUUGGCAAUCUCAAAAAAUCUCCUUUAUCUAUGACUAUUAUUUGCGCUAGCUAUUCUUUAUAUGAUGCGAUUAUAUCUGCCGUUGAUUCAUCUCUAUGCCCAAUAUAUAAUGAGAAUUCAAGCGGGUGAUCAGGAUUGAUGAUGUAUUCUUAUUUUCGGAGUAUUUUAAGCUGGUGGGCUGUGUAUUUAUGACUUGCAAUCAUAUUUUUGCCAAAAAGAUAUCAUAGAAAAGCUCAAAUUGAGCCUUUUAUUAGUGGCGGAAUAGCUUGAAUUGUGGCUAAAAUAUUAUGACUUGUGCGGGCAAGGAAAAUGAGUAAUACAAUAAGCACUCCUUUUGAAUAUCCUACACGAAUUAGAGCAGCAGCGCUGAUUACAUUUGGUGCUUCUACAGUUAUGAUGAUGGGAAUUCUUUUAUUUUCUUAUCAAAUUUAUUAUUUUAUUGAUACUCUAAAAGAUUGAAAAAGCUAUUUAGAAGGAAGACCAUAUGACAGUAUUUUUGCGGCAUUUAACUUAUUCUUCACGACCUAUAUUAAUUUUUAAUAUAAACGAUUUUCUACAAAAAAUGUUUUUAAUGUUUUAUAAAAAAAUAAAAAUGUGUAUUUAGAGUGUAUUUAAAUAAUAAUGUUUUCACAUCGGUAUUUUUCUAGUAAGGAUCUUUAAAGAAAAAUAGUUAUUUAAAAUAUUAAAAAAUAUAAAAAAUUAUUUUGAAAAAAUAAAGAAUUAAUAAUUAUUAUUUUAAUUUGGGAAAGCUAGAGCAUGAAUAUACUUGGACAACUGGAGAUGGUAUUGAUAUUGUAAAUGCUUUCAUCAAACUUUGUGAACCCCUUUUUCCUUGUGCACUAACCGCUCUAAUAUUAUCUUAUUUGUUUGUUCAAUACUCAAUUGCUGUAAUGCUAUAUAAAUAUAAAGAGAUAAUGCUUGCUAUUAUGGAAUUCAGAAAUGAAUCCCCUCUAUUAAAAAGGGUUUGAAGCUUUUCAUGUCAUAGAGCAAUUUUCUUUCCUUGUAAGAUAUAUUUAGCGGAAUUCAUGGUUAACAAUGUAUUCUUGCUGUAUACAUUUGGGGCAUUUAUAUUUCUCGGGCUUUAUGUAGUAAGCAUCAUUUUCAUCUUUAAUAUCCCAGCGUAUUUAUUAUUAGAUCGGCCAAUAAGUUUUUGGCUUAGCUUUGCCCCAACUAUUUGGAGGUAAUUUUAAUACAGUGUUCUUUAUUUCAGAUUUUUGGUGACUAAGAAAAAUUUUAUCAAAAAUAAAAGAUAUAUGGCUUUUUGGGAUUCAUGAUACUUUUUAGUAGGAUUUUUUGGCGCAAUUGUAAAAGGACUCAGUCGCUUCGGAAUAGGUAUUGGAGUCUCUCUAUUUCUGGGUUUCAGGGCUCAUGUAAGUAUAGUACCAACACCUUUUGACGUUUUCGACUCUCUUUAUUGCAGCUUUUAUGCAUCAAUUGCACUGCAAUGCUUAUCCCUUGGGAUAAUUCCAGAUGAUAUAGACUCAUUAGACUUUUCAUUUGGAGAUAAGGACAUCGGCCCAGCCCGAAGAAUUAAUUAA
This is a messenger RNA of Blepharisma stoltei, 1874 nucleotides long. NCBI's taxonomy places the organism in Eukaryota, Ciliophora, Heterotrichea, Heterotrichida, Blepharismidae. The record is from the annotation of a GenBank genome assembly.